This is a messenger RNA of Seriola dumerili (greater amberjack), 4224 nucleotides long. RefSeq lists its product as uncharacterized. The transcript is spliced from 23 exons. Gene Ontology annotation, molecular function: transmembrane signaling receptor activity. The coding region runs from base 1 to 3684 and encodes 1227 amino acids. Gene Ontology annotation, biological process: cell surface receptor signaling pathway. The record is from RefSeq and is a predicted model, not a curated record. NCBI's taxonomy places the organism in Eukaryota, Metazoa, Chordata, Actinopteri, Carangiformes, Carangidae.
AUGGCAGCAGCUCUUAAUCCUCUGAGGAUGGAGAGAAACAAACUGGUCACUGUGACCCUGCAGCCCAACUGGUCUGUGAUAUACAGAGGAGAGAAGAUCACUGUCAGAUGUGAGAUCGAUGGAGGUGGAGACACUGGGUGGACGUAUGAAUGGAGAACACCCAGCUCAAACAAUCCUCCAUCACACAGUGAAUACACUAUCAGCAGAGUUACUGAGUCUCACAGUGGUGACUACAGGUGUAGAGGUAGAAGAGACUAUUCCUUAACAGAGUGGAGUCGGGUCCUGAGAUUGACAGUAUCACCCAAUAAACCCCAGGCCUCACUGACAGCAGACAGCACAGUCCUACCAGCAGGGGGCAGAGUGACUCUGACCUGCUCUGUGAACCCAUCAUCUGGUUGGAAAUACUACUGGUACAGAGAGAAGAAACUCUCUGAACCUCUGAACAGACAUGAUGCUGUUUCCCAGACAACUGGAACAACCAGUGUCUCACAGGAAGGACUCUACUGGUGCAGAGGAGGAAGAGGAGACCCAGUUUACUACACACACUUCAGUCAGGCUGUUAGGAUUGACACCAUUGUCUCAAACACGGCUGUUGUGACUCUGCAACCAAACUGGACUGAGAUAUACAGAGGAGAGACGAUCACUGUCAGCUGUGAGAUCCAGGGAGGAGGAGACACUGAGUGGACGUAUGAAUGGGAAACUAACAUCUCACUCAAACCUUCAAAUCAACAUGAAUACAGGAUUAGUUCUGCUUCAUCAUCCCACAGUGGAGACUACAGGUGUAGGGGCAGGAUGAAAAGUGCACAACAUAAUACAACAGAGUGGAGUGAUUCAGUCAAAUUGACAGUGUAUGACAAUAAACCCCGGCCUGUCCUCACUGGGUCUCCAUCAUGGCUGAGUCCUGGAGCCUCAGUAACUCUGAAGUGUGAGGUUGAACAUCCAUCUGCAGGAUGGAGGUUCUACUGGUACAAGGCUGUUCCUGAUGGAUCACAGCGCUCCUACAGCUAUGAGCUGCUCCCUGGAAGCAGCAUUGGGACUGAACAGGAUUCCUACAUCGUCCAUGAUGUUCGUCCAUCAGCGUCUCUCACAGUGAGUCCUGACAGAGCGCAGCACUUCAACUCUGACUCUGUCUCACUGAGCUGUGAGGGAAACUCUACUGAGUGGAGAGUGAGGAGGUUUGAUGAGAGUAACUACCUGUCACACUGCUCUGACUGGGGGAGAAUGACCGGAUCCACAUGUAACAUUUACAGUUAUGGGCCCAGUAAUGCAGUGUACUGGUGUGAGUCUGGAUCAGGAGAGUUCAGCAACACAGUCAACAUCACUGUACAGACUGUGUAUUAUAGAGAUCUGGCUUCUGUUUUAGACAAUAGUCCCAUGUACGCCGAGGUCAACAUCAUCAGCAAAGGAACAGCCAAGAAAAAGAAAGGUCUUCCCUGGCUUCUAUUCAUUUGCUUCAGUUUCAAGCUUUCUCUUUACAACGCAGAGGAACUUCUCAGCGUGACGGUGCUGGAUGUGAGGAUGGGACAGAUUUCACCCUGUGUGCUCGGGUUGUUCUUGCUGAUCACUCUCCUCUACUCUGGACAUGCUGAAGAUGCUGUGCUGACCCUUGAGCCCAACUGGUCCACUUUCUUCACUGGAGAAUCUGUUACCUUAAUAUGUGACACGCAGGAAGUAGAGGAAACAGACUGGGAAUACCAAAUCAAGAAGGAUAGCUGGGAAUUUGUUCAGUACAAUUCCUAUAAACGCUACACAUUACAUCUCUGGACAGGCUACAGUAGUAAAUACCAGUGCUUUGCUCGCCACAGGCGCACUUAUGAAAUAAAACGCAGUAACAUCAUCUCUUUGACUGUAUCAGGAGAUAAACCCAAGGCCAUACUGCUGCCAGGCACAACAACCAUACCAGCAGGAGGCAGCGUGACACUGACCUGCUCUGUGGACGGCUCUGCUGAAUGGAAAUAUUACUGGUCCAGACAAACCUCAGGGUCUUAUGAAGAUCUGACCAUGAGAUAUGGUGAUCAAAACAGAGAGGUCAAUAUCUCACAAGGAGGCAACUACUGGUGCACCGGAGGUCGAGGAAAUCCAGUCGUCUACACUCAUGCAAGUGAUGUGGUCCCCAUUAAGAUAACGUUUUCCAACAAGGUCACUUUGACUCUGCAACCCAGCUGGCGUCAGAUUUUCAGCGGUGAGACGAUCACUCUCAGAUGUGAGAUCGAGGGAGGAGGAGACAUUGAGUGGGAGUAUGAAUGGAGAACACCCGUGUCGAGCACACCAUGGACAUACGUUAAUUACAGGAGCAUCAAUGCGUCUCUGUCCUGCAGCGGGAGCUACACGUGUAGGGGUGCACACAGAGGGGACCGGGAUUCUUCAACAGAGUGGAGUAAAGGCAUCACAAUAACAGUAUCACAUAAACCGCGGCCUGUCCUCACUGUGUCUCCAUCAUGGCUGAGUCCUGGAGCCUCAGUAACUCUGAAGUGUGAGGUUGAACAUCCAUCUGCAGGAUGGAGGUUCUACUGGUACAAGGCUGUUCCCAGAUUGUCCAAAAGCAACAUGUAUAACCGCUACCACUCUAUACGUGGACGCUGGAUAGAUUUUGAUUACUACCACUCCUACAGCUACGAGCUGCUCCCUGGAAGCAGCAGUGGGACUGAACAGGAUUCCUACAUCGUCCAUGGUCAGACACACACAGCAGGAUAUGUGUGUAAGGCUGGAAGAGGAAACCCAGUGAUUUACACUGAGACUAGUGAACUAAAGUUUGUCUGGUCUGGAGAUGUUCGUCCAUCAGCGUCUCUCACAGUGAGUCCUGACAGAGCGCAGCACUUCACCUCUGACUCUGUCUCACUGAGCUGUGAGGGAAACUCUACUGAGUGGAGAGUGAUGAGGUUACCUGAGAGUUACUACCUGUCCUGCUCUGACUGGGGGAUAAUGACCGGAUCAAUAUGCAACAUUCAUAGUUUGCAGUACGCUGAUGCAGUGUACUGGUGUGAGUCUGGAUCUGGAGAGUUCAGCAAUGCAGUCAACAUCACUGCAGAUACAUAUAUUAUCCUGGUGAGCCCUGUCCAUCCUGUGGCUGAGGGAGCAUCCGUCACCCUCAGCUGCAAGCUGCGGCCAGAAAAUGUCCUUUCUAAUGUGUUUUUCUAUAAAAAUGACAAACUCAUCCAAAACGACACCAGGCGGGAGCUGACCAUCCCCGCAGUGUCAAAGUCACAUGAAGGCUUUUAUAAAUGUAAAGGAGAAACUUCACUGCGGACUUUGCGGAGCAGCACGUCACCAGAGAGUUGGAUGUCAGUGAAAUCAGUGUCCAGACCUGAAGACUCUUGGUUUCCUGUGCCGCUGAUUGUUGGGUUGGUUUGUGGACUUUUACUGAUCCUUCUCCUGCUGCUGCUGUUUCGCUACAGAAAGACAAAAAAUUCAUGCUUUAUCAGGUCUCAGAGCACCAAUCAGAGCUCUGCUACAGACCACAUGAUGAAACAGGAUGAAACUCACUGUAAGAAAUACACUUCUCCUCUCCAUGAUGAAUCCAGCGAUGUCGCAGAUUCUGUAAUCAAGCUUGAAAAUGUUGCUAAAAACGAUGACAAACUCAUGUAUGCCCAGCUGGUCUUCCACAAAAAAGGAAGAUCAGCUCCUGCAGCAGCUGAUAAAACAGUUUAUUCUCAAAUCAAAGUUGGACCAGCUCAUGAUCAAUAAAGAGAUCGACAAAACCGCUGGAAUGUGUGACAACAUGAAAACGACAUCUUUAAUUAGGAAAUAUUUUCAGCUUUUAUGUACUGAAACCCUUCUGUGCAACUCUGCUAUCCAAAUAUAAAACUUUAAUUUGUACAGGUUAUGUAAUGGCAAAGACAUAAUAUGAACUUAAUCCAUUUUACUUGGUGAAAAGACAACAUAUCAUUUAAUAUAAUAUAAUAUAAUACGCCCUUUUAAUAUCUGUGCACUGUAUGUUGUCACUUAAUGUUUUAAAGCUGUUGUAGGCAGCAGCAGCAAAAAGUAACAUUUUAGAGCUUCAGUACCAAGGUGGUAAAGUCAGCAUCUGUUACAGUGUUUACAAGCUGUACAUGUUUAUAACAUUUAAUUUAUUGUAUACGAUAAACUCUUAUCCAACAACACAUCCUGUUUUUUCCGUCUUCCUAAAAAUGAAUUGCUAGGUACUACAUGUGGCUUCUUUUCACCUGGAUGUUCAGGUGGAAGUUCAGUUGAUCCUUUAUGCAUCAAUAAAUAUUUGUUCCAGCA